AGAAGAGGAUGUUACAGUGAAAGGAGAGGAAGAACCUUUCAUAAUGAUAAAGGAGGAAGAGGAGGCUAUUACAUUGAAAGAAGAAGAUCAUUAUUAUAUUGUGAAAGAGGAAGAGGACGCUAUCUCAAUAAAAGAGAAAGAGGACGUUUUCGGAGGGAAAAAGGAGGAGGAGGAAGGAAUGGAGGAGCAGACAGAAGAUCUGAUUAACACCAGAGGGAGACAUGACUAUCAUGGAUCCUCUGGAGAGCCUCAACAACAUCCUGAUGCUGACGAGGCAGAGAAGAGUCUCUCCAGAUCAGAACACCAGAUGGACAACGCUAGCCCUUCCUCCCUCCCAGAGUCCCCGUGUCGUACCUCUCCCAGUAGCACCUUACUGCUGGGUCUGAAGAGGUUGUCUGUGCGGCUGGUGGACUGCAGGAAAACAACGGGGCUGAGUGGAACUGUGAGAGGAGGAGAAGGAGAAGAGGAUGGAGAUUCAGAUCCAAUGUCAUCAAGAGAAAGACCAGACUCGGAGGGACCAGAGCCAGAUACGUCCAAACCAGCAACACGACACCACUGCUCCCAGUGUGGAAAGAGAUUUUUCUGGUUAGGGUCCCUGAAAAGGCAUGAAGGAAUACACGCAGGAGAGGAGACUUGCCACUGCUCCCAGUGUGGAAAGAGUUUUACCCGUUUAUGUAGCCUGAAAAGACAUGAGAGGACACACACAGGAGAAAAGCCUUUCCACUGUGCCCAGUGUGGAAAGAGUUUUACCCGGUUAUGGCACCUGAAAACACAUGAGAGAAGGCACACAGGAGAGAAGCCUCACCUCUGCUAUGAUUGUGGAAAGGGUUUUACCCAGUUAGGGAGCCUGAAAGAACAUGAGAGAAGACACACAGGAGAAAAGCCCUUCCACUGCUCCCAUUGUGGAAAGAGUUUUACCCGUUUAGGGAACCUGGAAAGACACGAGAGAACACACACAGGAGAGAAGCCUUUCCACUGCUCCCAGUGUGGAAAGAGUUUUACUGAAAAAUGGAACAUCUCCCCGGGGAAGUCUCCCCCCGCCUGUAGAAAAUGGAACAUCUCCCCGGGGAAGUCUCCCCCCCCGCCUGUAGAAAAUGGAACAGGACCGAUGCUUCUAGAGGACCUAGCGGAUGCCACAGGCUCCAAUCCCGCUAUCCAGCAAUGGAAACACGUCACCCGCCGUAAGCCUAAUGGAAGGCAGUGGUGA
Messenger RNA from Coregonus clupeaformis (lake whitefish), 1207 nucleotides. RefSeq names its product zinc finger protein 251-like. The coding region runs from base 44 to 1207 and encodes 387 amino acids. Lineage: Eukaryota; Metazoa; Chordata; Actinopteri; Salmoniformes; Salmonidae. The record is from RefSeq and is a predicted model, not a curated record. Gene Ontology annotation, cellular component: nucleus. The transcript has 5 exons.